AUGGCAGCAGGCAGGAAGAGCAACAGAGCCGGCGAGGGCUUGUGGUUGAUCUUACACCUGUACAAGCAAGGGAUUCCCCUCUGUUCCUUGAUAAACCAGCACUUGAGCAGACUGGCCAGGAAGUUUCCUGAUGUGAAAUUUAUCAAAGCCAUUUUAACGACCUGCAUCCCCAACUACCCCGAUAGGAAUCUGCCCACGGUGUUUGUCUACCUGGAAGGGGACAUCAAGGCCCAGUUCAUUGGCCCUCUGGUGUUCGGCAGCAUGAACCUGAGGAAAGAUGAGUUGGAGUGGAAACUGUCGGAGUCAGGAGCAAUCAAGACAGACCUGGAGGAGAACCCCAGGAAGCCGGUUGAAGAUGUCUUGCUGUCCUCAGUGCAAGGCUCUGUCCCCAUGAGAAGGGACAGCGAUUUCGAGGGCGACUAAGAUAACAGCCACUGUUCCUUUUUGAACUUUCUUGAUAGGACGUAUUGUUUGGAUUUAUAAUAAGGAGGAAAAAGCAAAAAAUUAUCGUAUUUUGGUUUUUAACCUUUUUAUAACUAUUUACAUUUUAUACAUUCAGAAAUCAUCGCUGGAAAUUUUAUUAAAUUCCUUGGAACUCUUUUUAAA
Messenger RNA from Peromyscus maniculatus bairdii (prairie deer mouse), 606 nucleotides. The record is from RefSeq and is a predicted model, not a curated record. Lineage: Eukaryota; Metazoa; Chordata; Mammalia; Rodentia; Cricetidae.